Messenger RNA from Clarias gariepinus (North African catfish), 3126 nucleotides. Its product is annotated as omega-amidase NIT2. Gene Ontology annotation, biological process: oxaloacetate metabolic process; L-glutamine metabolic process. Gene Ontology annotation, cellular component: mitochondrion. Bases 198 to 1052 code for a protein of 284 amino acids. Gene Ontology annotation, molecular function: omega-amidase activity. The record is from RefSeq and is a predicted model, not a curated record. Lineage: Eukaryota; Metazoa; Chordata; Actinopteri; Siluriformes; Clariidae. The transcript has 10 exons.
GCAGAGUCCGCACACACCGGCCGUGAGUAAAACACAAGUGGAGUGCACUACAGAGUGUACAGAACUCGUUCGCGUUACAAUCUGCUUUGAUGUGAUACAGAGUGCACGAGUGCAGGGAGCGGGGCUGUAAUCUGGAUUAAACCGGAGCGAACAGGUCUGUGUCGGCUGCGCUGGACUGAGCGGAGUGUGAGCUCCUCAUGUCUGCGAUAAGAAGCGCUAUGGCGAAGUUCCGUCUGGCUGUGGUGCAGCUGCAUGUGACAAAGUCGAAGGCUGAAAACUUGUCUCGAGCUCAGAAGCUGGUGAAGGAGGCAGCAGGUCAGGGGGCAAAGGUCGUGUUGUUACCUGAGUGCUUCAACUCUCCGUAUGGGACGGGAUACUUUGCAGAAUAUGCUGAGAAAAUUCCGGGAGAGACGACGCAGGUGCUGGCGAAGGUCGCCGAGGAGUGCGGGAUUUAUCUAGUAGGAGGCUCCAUCCCAGAGGAGGAUGGAGGGAAGCUCUUUAACACCUGCUCAGUGUUUGGGCCUGAUGGAAAACUUCUGCUUAAACACAGGAAGAUCCAUCUGUUUGACAUCGACGUUCCCGGGAAAAUCCGUUUCCAGGAGUCGGAGACGCUGAGUCCAGGGAGCAGUUUAUCCAUAUUCGAGACCCCGUACUGUAAAGUGGGCGUGGGGAUCUGCUACGACAUACGCUUUGCCGAGCUCGCACAGCUCUACGCAAGGAAAGGUUGUCAGCUGCUGGUUUAUCCCGGAGCCUUUAACAUGACCACAGGACCUGCUCACUGGGAGCUGCUUCAGAGGGCUCGGGCAGUGGAUAAUCAAGUGUACGUGGCCACGGCUUCACCAGCCAGAGACGAGAGUGCCGGCUACGUGGCCUGGGGUCACAGCACUGUCGUUAACCCCUGGGGUGAAGUGAUCACAAAAGCAGAUUCGGACGAAAGCGUAGUGUACGCUGAUAUCGACCUGCAGUACCUGGCUGACGUGCGUCAACAGAUCCCGAUCACAUCGCAGAGACGUGACGACAUAUACACGGUGAAGGCUGUUAACGAGGGCUGAGUGCACGCCUGUGUGUGUGUGUGUGACGACAUCGCUGAAAAAAUCAGACACUUGAUUUUGCCUGACUGAGAAGCCUGGUCGCUUGUUUCACCUCGGAUUCAAAUCGUAUUGGUGUGAUUUCAGUUUUUCACAUUUUAAAUGUUUAAUUAAAUCUUCUGAAAUUAAUUUGAGAUGGAGAUUAGUUUGAUAGUUAUAAUCCAGUACUUGGCAUUAUAAAUUUCCUUAGACUCAUGGAUCAUGUGUAUUAUAUCAGUUAAUAAUCUGUUUUAAUUCAUUUUUGAAUGGUGCGAUUGUAUGUGAAUAAUCCCCUUCCAGACAUAAUCCUAAUAAUCCAUAUACAAAUCAAACAAUAAUUACUCUGAUUCAAAUAUAAACUGAACAAUCUUCAUUUUAUCUUAAUACCAAUAAAUGCCAAAUCUGAAUAUUUCCAUAUAUAUAUAUUUUUUUUAUUUAAUUACUCUCUUACCCACUUUCAGUUACUGCUGAUCUGAAUACAUUGUGGAUGGGAUGGCAAUCUGUUACAAUCCUAGUGAUUUUUACUGUAAAGGGAUUUUAAUCCCUUAUCCAGAUAUAAUUCCAGUCUAUCUAGACAUAAUUUCAUGAUAUAAUCCUUUAUAUAAUCCCAAAAAUUAUAUAUAAAUAAUAACAAAAUAAAGGGAUUAUUAUGAUGCUAUACAAGUAAGGAUUUCAUGAAUUACAUCCUUAUGGGUAUUAUUGGAAUGAUACUGCAUGUAGAUAAGGACUAUAUUUAGGCUGGGAUUAUUAUGAUUAUUACAAGAUGGUGAUUAUUGGAAGUAUAUCUAGGUAGGAUUAUAAUCCUGAUUAUUCAUAUCCAGAUAUACUGUAAUCCUGUUUUUUCCAUCUAGAUACAGGCUAAUCCUGGUCAAUUAUCAGGAUAAAAUCCUUAUAAUCCCUUUAUGGAUGGAGUGGCAAUAAUUUAAUGUGUGGAUAAAUUCCCAAUAAUAUUUAUCUUAAUACAAUCCUCAAAGUUUCUUUUCUUUCUUUUUUUUUUUUUAUUAUUCUGAUAAUCUGAAUUUCAUGGAUUAUAUUUAGAUAGGGAUUGUGGAAAUCAAAUGCAGAUAAGGAAUAACAAGAUUAUAUAUAACAUAUAGACAUUAUAAGAAUUUCUGCAUGUAGUUUCAAUAAUCCCUAUUUCAUUAUAUAAUUCAAAGAAUUGCCUUCUUGGAUAUAGUCCUAAUCUAUGUCAAGAGUUAUUAUGUCGUGGCAAUAAUCUCUACAGUAAUCCACAUACAGUAUAUUUUUAUGUAUCUCUGUCUAAUUAGAAGUCCUGUAAUUUCUUUUUGGAUGUAAUCCUGGUGAUGUAUAUUUUGAGAGGGAUUAUUAGGUUUCUGUCUAAGAAGGGAAUCCUUGGAUUGUAUCCAAACAAGGAUUAUAGGAAUUAUAUGUCGAUAAGGAAUGUAUGUCAAAAACAGGAUUGUAUACAUAUAAAGAUAAUAAUAAAAAUAUUUAGGUACAGGUUACUAUGGUUAUAUCCAUAUAACGAUUAUUGGAAUUGAAUCCAGAAAGAAUAUAAUCACCAUCAGGAUAUAAUCCCUGCAAUCCCUUUAUUGGUAUCUACAUAUAUUUUGAAUAAUUAUCUGACUAUAAAUCCUAUUUGAAAAUAGAAAUAAUCCUUAUAGUCUAAACGCAGUACAGACAGUCCUUAUACUCCUGAUAACGCCUGUACAGACAGGAUUAUGGUUUCACUUUGAGAAGGUAAUUCUGAUGCCUUAACCCACUUGGUGUACAAUGUCUUUAUUGCAUGUUCGAUCAGUAACUGUCAGAGAGAACAGGUUAAACCAUCACAAAGUGCCUGAAAGACUUUUUGUGGACAGGAAACAUAUAAUUAUCAUUACUUUUAAAGUUAAACCUAACAGUGGGAAUCGAUACUGUGAAUGUGUUUAAAAUCUUUUUCUGAAAGAAAAAAAGGCUUGAUUGACAGGUCACCAAUCCUGUUUAACUGACUUAACGUUUGUUAAGUUGUAAGCUACCUAGAGGCUGCCUAUAAUGAUGCCUAAUGAUGUAAUGAACUGAAAUACGAUGAAGCGAAAAUAAAACUGAAAUUUCUACCCGA